Ciona intestinalis (vase tunicate) is the source of this 1456-nucleotide messenger RNA. Lineage: Eukaryota; Metazoa; Chordata; Ascidiacea; Phlebobranchia; Cionidae. The record is from RefSeq and is a predicted model, not a curated record.
UGAAAGAUAAUGCACUUUAGCCUGAUCGUGUUUUAAGCAAUAAAUAACAGUCUAUGGGAGUCUGGAGGAUACUGUUACGUUGUGGGUAUGAGGAUUUUGAAGCCACAUUUUCACGCUUGGUUUCUUUGAUUGCUCACGCGUUUAAGUCUCGUCGUUUUCUGUAUCGUUGGACCAGAACUCUGUGUCGUUGCAAAGAGUUAACAAAUAAUGAAUCAAUUGGUUAAGAAGUGGUUCGUUGUACUAAUUGUGGCGCUUGUAAUACUCUUAACUAGAGUUUUAUGGAAGAACAUAGUCUGGGAGAGCAAAGAACCACUCAACUCAGAAAAGAAACAACUGCAAGAAGUAACUAGGCAAUUUAAGGGCCAAUUGCUAAAAUCCCCGCCCGCAAAGAAUUACACCAUUCGUGAGACACUGCCAGUACUAGUGCCCAUAAUAUGUGGGGUCUCGGCGAAAAAGAGAAAAAUUGACGAAUCCGGAAAAAAAUAUAAAGUUCCAAAUAUAGUGCACCUUGUACGAAUUGGGGACAGGGUGCCAUUCGACGCUGUCACGUAUUUAACUUUACGGUCAAUGGCGAGCAUACAACAGCCUGAAGUGAUCUACAUCUACUACACAACUACUAUUCCCACAAGUAAGUUCGCAGAACGAGCAAAAAAAGAGAUACCGUGUCUUCAGUGGGUUAAAGUGAAAGAUCCAGAAUAUGUCAACGGAGUACACCUGUCGGUACCGGAUUCACGUACAGAUAUAGUUCGUUUCACAAAACUACUUGAGCAUGGAGGAAUAUAUGUGGAUAACGACGUUAUUUUACUGAAAAGCUUAGAUCCCCUUCGCCACUAUUCUUUCGUUGCUGGACGAGAACAUGCAGAGAGCAUCAACGAUGGAAUCAUGCUAGUUGAAAAAAAUUCAUAUUUUGCCAACAAGUUUUACCAUGAAAGUUAUUUGAAAGCACUUGAGAAUUAUGAUCCAAACGAAUAUUUUACGUAUGCACAGGAUGGGCUAUACCGAUUCUACAGACAAAAUAUGGAGCCGGACGUACAUAUCGAAGAGUUUGCUUUCAACAGGCCACUUCCAUUCGACGGGUAUGAAGGUUUCGGUGCAGCAGUUAACAGCCACUAUGAUCUCAGUGAAAACUACGUUCUACAUAUACACCCAAGGGCAACUGUCGGACACGUGCCAGAAUUGAAUUACAUUUAUACGGAUACUGAAGAAGAAGUUCGUACUAGAGAUAACAUCUACGGAGCAGCAGCUAGAAUAGCUUACUUUGGAAGUCCAGAUCUGAUAUUUAAACCUGGUGAAAAAGUUUACAGCCGAGCGCCCACCAUUAAGUUGAAACCGUUGCCGAAAAUAGAACCAGAUAAUGAAAAUAGUUCAAACAUUACAAGAUAAACAGACGGAACAGCCGUUUUGCCUAUAAUGUAUUAACUCCUAUUUACUCGAUAUACUCAUACAAUUAGAUUCA